Messenger RNA from Misgurnus anguillicaudatus (oriental weatherfish), 2635 nucleotides. It is a transcript of the gene npl, whose product is annotated as N-acetylneuraminate pyruvate lyase (dihydrodipicolinate synthase). The record is from RefSeq and is a predicted model, not a curated record. Gene Ontology annotation, molecular function: lyase activity. Lineage: Eukaryota; Metazoa; Chordata; Actinopteri; Cypriniformes; Cobitidae.
UACAAUUCACAGCUUGCACUGCUUUCACGUGAUUUCCUCCUGCUGUGACGUCAUGGACACAACACUACUAGAGUUGCCGAUGGCGUGACAAAUGCAAUACCCAAUACUCGCGUUUUCGAUCAAGUUUAUUCAACUCCCGGUAGAAAAAAGCAAAGAUGUCCGUCGACAUGAAAAAGCUCACUGGACUUGUGGCAGCUACAUUUACACCUCUCACUGUAGAAGGGGAGAUUAAUCUAUCUGUGAUUAAGCCAUACAUUGAUUAUCUUACAAAGGAACAGGGUGUCAAGAAGGUAUUUGUAAAUGGCACAACAGGUGAAAGUUGUUCUCUUACUGUGGAUGAAAGAAAGCGUCUCGCUGCAGAAUGGUGCCUAAAGGGCAAGGACAAACUGGAGCAGGUGAUAGUUCAUGUUGGGUGUAUGAGUAUAAAAGACUCUAAAGAAUUGGCUCAGCAUGCUGACAGUAUAGGGGCGGAUGCCAUAGCAGUAAUCUCCCCUUCCUUCUUCAAACCCACUAAUGCAGAGGCAUUGAGGAUGUUUCUAAAGGAAGUGGGAGACUCUGCUCCAGAUCUUCCGUUGUAUUAUUAUCAUAUUCCAAGUAUGACUGGAGUCUCCUUGGAGGCGUUUGAUGUGCUUCAAGGCAUCGAGAAGAUGAUCCCAUCAUUUAAGGGAGUGAAAUACAGUGGGAUAGACCUGAGGGAUCUCGGAGAAUGUGUCUUUUACAGCCAGUCCCACAACUUGUCUGUCCUGUAUGGAGUGGAUGAACAACUCUUGGGAGCUUUGGCAAUAGGUGUUCAUGGAGCAGUAGGGAGCACAUAUAACUACAUUGGAUGCAUAGUAAACCAAAUGCUUUCUGCUUUUGAUACGGGUAGCAACACGCAGGCCAGAGACCUUCAGUUUAAAUCUAUGGAGUUCAUCACAUAUGCUAGAAGCCUUGGUUUUGACGUGGCUGUGAAUAAGCAGGUGAUGAGUGAUCUGUCAGGUUUAGCGCUGGGUCCUCCACGUCUCCCACUGCUGCCCUGCGCUGCCUCAAAGUCCCAGGAUAUAGCACAGAAGAUAAAGGAUAUCUUUUUUAAAAAUUAAUUUAGAUUAGAGAGUCUCACCACACUGUUUUUUAAAGGGUCAUGAAACACCAAGCUACAAUAUCUGAGAUUUUAACAGAGGUGCUUAUGCAGCACAUCACAGAAGACAGGGUUAGCAUUCAUUUUGUAUAUUUGUAGAAGAUUACAUUGUGUAGAUAUAAAAUCUACAUUGCGUCAAUGUCACAGGUUGUGACGUGGCGAAAAAUUAAGUACACGAAGUACAGGUUGGCGUAUCGGUGUCUCAUAAUUAUUUACCAGAUAGCGUGUCCUUAAACAAUGAGGAGACAUUUUGUUUAAUUAUUUAUGACAGCGCAUGAUUCUUUCCGAGGACAUGUUUUUCAAAGAAUGAAUCUAAACAGUGUUUGGCACCCUUGAAGAAACACCAGGGGUCUUUCCAAACAAAAAGAUAAUUAUACGGUUUCUGUCACCAAAUGUGUUUCAAACAUAGUUUCUACUUUAAGAGCUAGUUAGAUUGAAAUUUGCCCCGACUGUAAGAUCUCGGAGUACCGGUAGUUGAGAGAGGCAUUCAUAAGCUGCUAGUCUUAGUUUCCUAUGGUGUCAACUUGAUGAUAUUGCAUAGGUUUCCCCAAGAUUUUGGUGUACAAAAGAAACCUGUGGAGUGUGUAAACCUCACCCCGCAAUGCAAUCUCCGAUGUUAGAGAGCAUGGCAUUUAGUGUCCUUGUCACACUUUUGACACUCCUGAUCGGAUGAAUCUAAUAUUCAACAGGGCAUUCAGUUACAGUACCUCUAAAGGGACAUGAUGGUAUUCAACAAAUGUAUUUUUUUCAUUGUAUUUUAACUUUGCCUGCUUAAGAAAGCUUACAAAUUUUCACACUUCAUGUCUGAUAUUUGGUGAGAACACCAGUAUGGGUCACUAACAGAAAGUUGCUUUGCACUGCCGAUUUCAUCCCUUCUUCUCGCAGAUAUUCACACAUAUAAGUUAAGUAGUUUUUUAUGAUUCUAAGGUAGACUUCAUGACCCUUUAAUGUGUCUUUACACUAUGUUACUAUAUACUGCAUCUUUUAUACUUAUACUGUACUUUAUACUGUAUCUUUUUAAUGUUUAUAUAACCACAGAAAACACAAAUGUUCUGUAUGAAGUAACAUUUUCUAUCUGUACUUUCUGAAUUGUAUUUCACUUUUUUGGUGCUUAAUCAAACAUAACAAUCAUAACAGUCUGGGCGGCUGUGAUCAGUUUCACAGCUUCUGCUGUGUCACCAUUGCUUCCUUGCGCAAGAUACUUAGCAAAACUGUUUUUGUGUUUCAAAUGACAUUCCUCACUACAAAUGUACUGUGAGACAAGACAGUACAUUUGUUUUGUUUUUGAAGUGUAAUGUACGUACUGUAUGACAUGCAGAACAGAAUCAUGUAUUAAUAUUCUGUACUGUUUUUAUUAGACCAUGUGUUAUGUAAAACAUACAAACCACUACAUCCAUUUGCACAUGUAAACAGUUUUUAGAAUAACACUUAACAGAAAUAGAAAUUUGUAUUUUUCUGCCUUUUUUUAUUUCAAUGAAUUUUUUAGCAAUCAAUAAAAGACAUAAAAUGAUAUUCAAA